This is a messenger RNA of Lycium ferocissimum, 858 nucleotides long. Its product is annotated as BURP domain-containing protein 3-like. The transcript has 2 exons. The coding region runs from base 1 to 858 and encodes 285 amino acids. Lineage: Eukaryota; Viridiplantae; Streptophyta; Magnoliopsida; Solanales; Solanaceae. The record is from RefSeq and is a predicted model, not a curated record.
AUGCAGAAUGACGUAGAGAAAACUGACACAAAGGAGAAAGUAUAUUAUGGUUUGCACCAGCAUGGAAUCUUGGUUUUAAAUGCAGCUACCGAGGAUCAGAUUCAUGAGCUAAAAAGGGAAAUCCCAAAUAUACAUCUUCGACAAGUAACUGGAACUGAAGGAAGUAGUGACAAGAGUGAUCUUCAAGAUAAUUUCCUUUACAAACCUUACUUCUUAGAGAAGGACUUGGAGAAAGGAAAAGUCAUCACCUUUCCCUCUCUGAAAAAUAAAAAUCAAGCACCAUUUUUGCCUCGCCAGUUUGUGGAAUUGAUUCCCUUCUCAUCAGAAAAAGUUCCAGAAAUCUUGAACCAUUUCUCAAUAGAUAGCAACACAAAGGAUGCUCAAACAAUCAAGGAAACAAACAAAUUUUGUGAAGCGCCAGCUAAGAAAGCACAUAAGCAAAAGUGUGCAACUUCUUUGGAAGCUAUGGUAGAUUUCAGCAUAAUCAUGCUUGGAACAAACAAUGUUCAGGCGAUUGCAACACAGGUACAAGGGGAAAAUCAAAUGUUGCAAAAAUACACCGUUAAAGAAGUUGAACAGGUAGCUGAUGGAGUUAACAUGGUAUGCCACAAACUUAAUUACGCGUAUGCAGUGCAUUUUUGUCAUGGCGGAGGAAGUACGAAGACAUUUAUGGUAUCUAUGAUUGGUGUUGAUGGGACAAAGGUUAAAGCAGUAUCAAUAUGCCACAAAGAUACAUCUCUUUGGAAUCCAAAAGGAUUGCCUUUUGUAGUGCUUAAGGUUAAGCCUGGAACUACCCCUAUUUGUCAUUUCCUUCAAGAUGAUCAGAUCGCCUUUCUUCCUUAUGAAGAGACCUUAUAA